Molecule: messenger RNA, 7847 nt
Organism: Oreochromis aureus
Lineage: Eukaryota; Metazoa; Chordata; Actinopteri; Cichliformes; Cichlidae
Gene: irf2bp2b
Product: interferon regulatory factor 2 binding protein 2b
Exons: 2
Coding region: 283-1791 (502 amino acids)
Biological process (GO): regulation of transcription by RNA polymerase II
Cellular component (GO): nucleus
Molecular function (GO): transcription corepressor activity
Source: RefSeq, a predicted model, not a curated record
AAAAUGGUGAGCAUGCGCGUCGUCGAAGAAUCCAGUAAAUAGAACCCCGGAGCACGAGCCGAGUGUCGUUGCUGACGUCACGGCCGUACGUUGAGAGCUGGAGCUGAGUUGUAAGCGCGAGCUCAGACGGAGGCGCGCCGAGGGAACAGCUACAGCUAUGGUGCUCUGUUCUUCUUCGUGAGGACGAAAUCAGCCACUUUUAUUCUCGUUGACGUAUUUUUCCGUCUUCUCUGCGACGUAAACAAGCUGUCGGACAUUUUGAAAUCGCUUCGGGGAUACAAUAUGUCCUCCACGGCGGUCGCUGCCUCCAGAAGGCAGUCCUGUUAUUUAUGCGACUUGCCCCGCAUGCCGUGGGCGAUGAUCUGGGAUUUUACCGAACCCGUCUGCCGUGGAUGUGUGAACUACGAAGGUGCCGACCGGAUUGAAUUCGUUAUCGAGACUGCCAGGCAGCUAAAGAGAGCACACGGCUUUCAGGACGGCCGCUCUCCGGGCCCGGGGAAACCCCAGCACGCCGGGAAAGAGAUCAAUCACUCGGUUGGAGACCCGGGCUCCCGUCCCCCUCAACCUCUGGAUCGUUAUCCGCUGUCAGACAGGCCGCCGCGGCUGGGCCCGGAGUACCAGGCGGGCAGGCAGUCGAACGGCCUCCCGAUGCCCAACGGAUUUCCCAAACCCGACGAGCCCCCUGAGCUAAACCGCCAAAGCCCCAACCCCCGCAGGACUAGCACGGUUCCUCCCAGCUUGGUGCCUUUGGUAAACGGCGGGAUACCUGCCAUACAUCCGCUCAGCGGCCGCCCGACACAGAUCGGUCUGACCGGCGCUCUGAUCGCGCCUGUCCCCGGGGAGCACGGCAAGCGCCCGGAGGAGCUGAAAGACAAGCACCGGGCGGACAGCAUGUCGGACAUGUCGGACAGCCACAAGGACUGGAUAAACAAAGGCAAAACUGUCAGGGACCUGAUGCUGCACACGUUCGACGGCAGGGUAAAGAAGGACCACACCGCCAUGCAGCGGGUCAUGGCGUACGAAAUGAGUGGCACUUCCUCAAAAACAGACAGGGGGAAGCACCCUCGGCCUGGGAAGAGGAAGGCCUCCCCUGAGCCAGAUGGUGAGAGCAGUGCCCCCAAGAUGAAUGGCAGUGAGGGCCAGCCAUGGCUCCCCUCACCCUCUGAAGUCCUGAAGAUGCCCCCAGCUGCCCUACCAGGCUUCUCUGCGGCGCCUCCAUCAACCAUCUCCCCCCACUCUCGCACCACACCGCCUGAGGCUGCCACAGCGCAGAAUGGCCAGUCCCCCAUGACUGCACUCAUCCUCGCCACUGACAACGCAGGCAGCACCGGCUCACCUAAGGACAGCAGCCAGGUACAUUCCACCGUGGCGGGGGCACGACGGAACAGCGGGAGCCCCCUCUCACCCUCACAGAGGAGGCUGGCCCAGAGAGAGGGGCCCGUGAGCGCCAACCCCUCCGCUCCGCAUGGUCCCGGCAGUAUGGAGCCACCGCCGCAGAGCAUUCCGGAUUCCUCUGUGCCACCGAGCAGCAUGCCGCUGUGUUGCACUCUGUGCCAUGAGCGGCUAGAGGACACUCAUUUUGUCCAGUGCCCUUCAGUGCCCUCUCACAAGUUCUGUUUCCCCUGCUCCCGGGAGAGCAUCAAGCAGCAGGGGGCCACCGGCGAGGUGUACUGUCCCAGUGGUGAAAGGUGCCCGCUGGUUGGCUCCAAUGUACCCUGGGCCUUCAUGCAGGGGGAAAUAACCACCAUAUUGGCCGGAGAUAUAAAGGUAAAAAAGGAGCGGGACCCUUAAAAAGUUCUCAGACUGCUUCUCGUGAACUUUUUUCCCUCUUGUAACCCAAGUAUGGCAACAACAGCAGGACAUAAAGUAACAGACGCAGCUCACCCAGCAAACCUCAGAGGAGCUGGCAGACAUGUACAUAGUGAACGCAGGGGAGUGUAUACUUCAUAAAUGUGGCAGUAAAAUUUGACUUUUUUCUUUAAUACAUUGUUUCUUACUGUGUUUCCAGUAAGACUUUUCCUUUUUCCCACCACAGCUGUUUCUUCUCAGUCUGUCGUUGUACUUUAGGUCUGCAGACAGUCCCUGUCGAGCAUAGAAUGUGACUAAUUUGAGCACUUGGCAAAAUCCUUUAAUAAAUAAAACAAAAAAUGCUUCUAGCUGUACAUGUAUGCACUUGUUUAAGAAAAAAACUUGCCAAAUACAGUUUCAGACCUUGUAAUAAUACCCCCAGUGUCUCUGUGGUUUGCUUAUUUUCCAUAAUCCUGGAGUUGGUCGGAGAGUCAUGGCCUGAUUGUGAAUCAGUCAUGAUGCAAUCCCUCCCAGCAGGAACAAACUGGCUUCCAGGGAACAGUGGGUGGAAGGGGAAAAGUCAGGGAGCGAGGGAGAUGGAAGAGGGGGGAUGAAGGCCGCAGUAGAAGUGCGUUGCAUAAAUGUACUGUAAAUCGCACGUGGGCGAGCCGAGGCUGCUCGGCGCUGAGGCCUCGUGCCCUGUGAGUGCGGGGGGAGAUAAGGAGGGCCUAAAAAUAGUCACUGUGGCUUCAAAGUGACGCCCGCUCAGGCGUUUGUUGAUGUCAAAACAACUGCCUAAUAUGUCCUGUUUGGGCACUUUGUUUGGAUCUAGAGGUUUUCUCUUUGCUUCUCCCUCAUCGACCCAAAUCAGCCUGACAUCUCGUCAGAUGCUGGCAGCAGAUCAGAGCUGUUGCUGACUGAAUACACGCCCUGAUUCCAAUGAAAGCACAUGGGAGACGUGAGGUCAUGAGCGGUGGAGGCCCACAGGGACUGUUAGCGCAGGAACUGAGCGAUCAGCCCUUUGCUUUCCUCCUCCUUUCCCUUCUCUCUCCUCAUGUUACACCCUCUGUCACGCUGUCAGGAUGACGGAAAUACCUCAGGGCUCUCUUUUCUGAUUCAGACAGGCUUCCUUCUCCACAACAAAGCGGCUUCAUCAGACAAAAUGGCUCCUGUCAGAGCGGAUUUGGACGAGCCUUAAAUCCCCCCCACGCUCUCGCCCCCGUGUCAGCCACGUUUAUUUGGCUUAUUUGCUUUGCUUUUACUUCAAACCUAAACGUGUAUAUCAAAGUGUCGUCUGUGGAUAUUCUCUCGCUGUCACGUUUGACUGCUUUGACUUCAGGAAGAAAAUAAGGAGGGGGCCCUGCUUCAGAGUAAGGGGGUGGGAGUAAAUGCCUUGCUGAGGGGUCACGUGCUCCUUAGUGGAAUUCCUGAGUCACUGUCCUCCCUCCCUCCUCUUCUAAUGUCUCCUCCCCCCUCUCUACUGCAGUAACACGGCUUCCACUUUUCAAGGCUGCUGAGCGCACAGACAGCAGAUGAAUGGGGCCUGUAUGUGUUUAUGCCAGGACACCAUCCAGAGAGGAAAAUGUUAACCCUUUCCCAGCUUUCUCCCUCCACAGACAACACAUUUAAAAGGAAAGCCGUUUCCUUCCUGGUGGAGCUGUAUCUGCACUGGAGAGCUGGAGUGGAGGCUGUUCUUUCAAACUGUACUGAUUUUGAAAAUUUUUCAGGAAAUUUUAUAUCAUAAACAUCUAUAACUUGUCAGUCCAGGUCAGCAGACUAGUAGGUCAGUGGUGGGUUUGGUUAUGCAAUGGCGCUUUUUCUUGAAUGAAAUUCCUCUUACUUUGCAAUCAGCAGUAGACAGGCCUUUACACUCCUGUAAAUCUGUCACUGGGACUCACAGACAGCCUCUUAGGUCUAACAGAGUUCAUAUGAGUCACAGUUAUUUGAUACUUGAUGGUAAUAAGGAACAUCAAGCUUCUGCAUCACUCCCAUGUGUAGUGGGAAAACCUGAAGUAACAUUCAAAGCCUUGCAUUAAAACCAUGGCCAAAGUAACCUCAGGAUUCACAGUUGUGCUUCUCAUUGCACCUUUUACAUUUUACAAGUUUCUCAUCAAAAUAUAGUUCAAUGAAUGCAAGUACUUUAAAAAGAGGUCAAGUAAAGACUGAUCAUUUCAAAUUAGUACAGGUAUACACAAGCUUUUCUGUUUGUCUGAGGUUUCAUCCUGUUAUCAGGGGAAAAUAUUCUUUUUUUUUUUAAACUCAGAAUAAGGAACACUUGGACUUGUGCAGCGACAGUUACCCAAACCAGCAUCCACGUUUAUGUUCUAUCAGUCGGACAAGUUCACAGACUGAUAACAAAACAACACUGAUAUCUAGCCAUGUCAGUUUGUAAUGAUUUAUUUACUUAAAUGACAAAUAUUAUUCAUAUUGACGUUGGUGUCAGGUCUGUCACUUCACCCUCAGUGAUUUGGCUGCUGAAUAUGGAAGCUGCUGUUUGACUUCAAUAAUGAAUGAAGCCUAACAAAAAAAAAACCCAAAAAAGAGAGACUUGUUAAAGUUUUUUGCAGAUAAUGCUGCUUCUCUUUUCACAGUCCUGAAACCAGACGAUAGCCUUUGGUUUAAAACUACUCGGACUUCCUCCAAGUCCUGGAGAGUCUGGAUUUUUCUUCAGUGCUUCGUGUAACACUUUGAUGUUUCUUUAGCAACAAUUGUUCCUAUUUUUGGUUGGCCUGUAAGAUUGUGUUAACAUGCCAGUUAAAAACCUAAUGAAAUGUUUACAACUAACUUUCAGCUUUGUGAAAAUGAGUCGUAUCUGUAAAUGCUAAGAACAAAACUUCAACCCCACCACACCAGGCGAGGAUCAGUUCAGGGACCUCAGGCCUGUGCUACUAAGAAACUCAUCUAGAGUAAGUGAUUAUUAACUCAUUGUGAGUUCAUACUGUGCAAAGGUUUACAAUACUUCUGAGAAUUUCACACUUUAAGUUGCAAAAAGUUGAUUACUGUGAACUUGAAAAAAGUUCUGCUAACAGAAAAGUCCUCAAUGGGAGCAGUCUUUGUUUUGUCCUCUUCCUUUAAAAUAACACCAAACCUUUCAAGGUACUUUUAAGGUUUUUAAACUUGCCACAGCGCUUCUGUCUCUCCUGUCUCUUCAUGAUGCUGAACUAUUGUCUCUGUGGGGAUCUUCCUCUUCUUGUGACUGAAGUUCAUCGUUUCCAGGCUCUGCCUGUUUUGGCUCACUGCUUUAUGGACCAAUGAAUUUGGGAACAUCUAAAGUACCUGAAAGUUGAGUCACAUUACUGAAAUAUUUAAAGGAAAAUCCCAAACAGCGUUACUUGUUAGCUCCUCGUGUUAUUGUCAGUUAUGCCAGCCUUAUGUCACAGAAAAAAUGAACUUGCAGAGUGGGAACCCUGCCUCGACACAAAGGGCCUUCAGCCUACGGAUCCUUUUGAUGUCUUUCAGCCAAUCGGAUGACCAUAUCAAAGUAGAUCCAGACCUCCGCCCUCUCUCUCAGGAUAGUUCAUCUUUGGCACGAGGUCGGCCUCAGAUUCCAGUCGAACCAGCUCGUUUCUUUUCAUCUGUCACAGAAACUCAACACCCCGAGGGCCUGAAGAGCCAACGGCCCGAGAUUAAUGGGUUUGCUCAAAUUACGUGGCACACAGGAGAAAAACUGGGUUUCUCUCUCUCCUCCUGUCUCCCUCUCUUCACUCUGUUUGUUCAGCUGUUCCUCACCCAAAGCUCAACCCCCUCCAGCACCAAACCGCCUCCUCUUUCCUGACUCUGAAGUGCAGGACUGGGCUGUUGUCUUGAAUUCACGGCUGCAGAACAGCAAACCUCAGCUGUUCACACCUCCAUGAACGCUGCCAGUGACAGCAGCUCCAAUAAAAAAACAAUGUGCCAUGCAGCUAUUUUUAAUAGUAGGAAACUCUACCUGCAGGGCAAAUAAAGAGACUUAUGAUGCCUGGAAACUAGGUCAUAAUCGAGUGAAUCGAUAUGACCUAGUUUCGAUAAAACAUAUAAAAGCUGUUUUCAACUUUGAAGCUCUGUGAUUUGUCCAAGCUGGAAUCAAACAGUGAAGUGUAGUAUACAAAAUAACAUGGCAGUGAGCUUUUACUGGAUUCAGAUUAACAUUACAAAUAACUUAAUGAGGUCAUUUACGCAACAAUGAUUCAUUUUAUGUUAUUUAGAAACAAUCAUUAUGAUGUAAACUGGUCAGAAAGUGGUUGUUGGUGGUGAACUCCUAGCUGUGUACAGUGUUUACAUCCACUUAUUAUUGGUCGUGAAGGUCAGGAUCAUUUUUUUUUUUUAAACUGUUGUUUUCCAGGGUGAAAUGAUUGUACAGUAUUCAUGUUUAAUGACUUCAGAAAACAUGAGUCAUGAUUAAAAGCUUCAAGCAUAAUUCUUGCUGGAUAUUUGACCACUCCUCUCGACAGAGUUGGUAGAGUUCAUUUAAAGUGGUUGGUUUCUUGGUUCGAGCCAGCUCAGCCCUACUUUCAACAGGGUUGAGGUCAAGAUUUUGGGAAUUCCAUUCCAGAAGCUUAAUGUUAGCCUGCUUUAUCCUUCCCACUCCAUCUUUAAUGUGUAUUUGGUAUCAUUGUCCCGUUGGAACAUCCAGUUGUAUCCCAGGACUCAAACUGCAGAUUUAAGGUGAAGUUGAAGAAUUCGAAGGUGAUCUUCCAGUAUUCCAUCCACUAUAUGCAGUGUAUCAGUACCACUGGUACGCAGUACAUGCUUAGGGUAUGUACAUACUGGCAGCAGUACAUGCCCCGAGCAUGAUGCUACCACCACCAUCCUUGACAGUUUAUACAGAGUUCUUGGGUUUCAAAGCUUCAACUUUACUCCUCCAAACUUACCUCUUUUCAUUGUGACCAAACAAUUCCAUCUUUGUCUUGUUUGACCAAAAAGCUUUUCUCCAAAAGGCAGCUGGCUUGUCCAUGUGGACAACUGCAAAUAUUAGUGUAGUUUGUCGUUACUGGUCCGUACACCCUCAGUCCUGACUUCACUGUGAACAGUGCCGCUGGUGUUCCAGCAGGUUUGAGUCUUGAUAGUUUCUUCUCAUCUGACGGUGACCAUGUGGGUCUUAUUCCACUGACUCUUAUAUUAAAAUCACCAAUUUUACAUUAAAAACCUGUACACACUGCUACAAAAGGCUUUUUGGGGCUCAACAGAUAGCUUAGCCCUUCAUAACAACUGAAUGUUAUUUCAUAACUUAGCUACUGGGAUACAGUUGAAGCUUAUGGGGGGUAGCUGCUUCAGGUGACAGUGUUUCGGUCUGCUAGGCCUCACCACUUGUUGGAUUUUUUUCACUGUGCUGGAUCUCUAAAUUGUAGUUUUUUUGCUGCUGGUGAACGUUUUUAAAGUAAUUAUCUUCCAAGAAGUUUGUGCUUCAGCUUUGGUGAGUCUAAUUCCAGUAUGUUAUUAUUCCAUUACCCACCAAUUACCCAAUAUGUCUGUCUGUGAGACAGUUUGCCUCAGCCCGAGGCCCAGAGAGGAAAGCAGCAUUUCUAAAUGUCAUGUGCAUAACUGCUUGCAUUUGUAUUCACUCACACAGGUGAAAUAAUAAAAUGAACAGGAGUAGUUUUGUAGUAAUUCUGUAGAGCAGCAACUGAAAAUAAUUUUUAAAAACUUUAAUUUCAAACAUCCAGUUCUCUGAGAACUCAGUCCUUGCUAACUGCCUAAUUUUGUCAACUAGCAGCUAAAUAUUAGCAGUAAGUGUUGACAUCAACCCCAUGCUGAUGUGCUGUGCUGGCUUUAGGGUGAGCUUGGGUUAACCAUGUGCUCCAGGGUCAUUGUGUCCAAACGAGUCAUUUGUACAUCCAGGGCUGGGGCCUCUCUUCAUUUAGACUGUGUCUAGAUCCUAAUGCUGUUCAAAAGGUCGUGAAAAAUGACCCGAGCUUAGACCAACAUGCUGCUGUCAUACAAUUCGUUGGCCAGGCCCCCACCGCGUCAGCACUUUCCUGUGUACCCUGGGGCAUUACAGACCACCCCCACAUCCUUACCUCCUGGCACACACUCACACACACAUUGUGCUCUGUCAAAAUAAAGGCCUGAAUUCUUCUGUU